Messenger RNA from Cydia pomonella (codling moth), 4287 nucleotides. Its product is annotated as cilia- and flagella-associated protein 58-like. The record is from RefSeq and is a predicted model, not a curated record. Gene Ontology annotation, cellular component: cytoskeleton. Bases 270 to 2843 code for a protein of 857 amino acids. The transcript has 20 exons. Lineage: Eukaryota; Metazoa; Arthropoda; Insecta; Lepidoptera; Tortricidae.
UUCUCCUCAAUUUCCCCCUUGACGGCGGCACCCUUCUCGACCCGUAUUCUUUGCCCUCAUUUGUAUUUGAAAUGUCUUAAAUAAACCUUGAUAUUUACCGCAUUGUUAUUCUUACGGCCCUUACAAUAAGCAACAUCCGCAAGUCAAAACAGACUGAAGUUUGCAUUGAGACGCCGUUGCCAAGACAACGGCAAAACAAUUCAGUCACACCACGCCUUUUAUAUCAGCUUUUAUUGUUUAUUUGGAAGUUUUUGGUAUUGUAAAGAACCAUGGAAGAUGACGAGGAGGAAGGAUUCGGAGCGGCGAUUACCGUGGCCUCGGAAUGUACGGAGGCGGAGAAGGAGUUCGAGAAAGUGUUGGAGGAGAUGCGGGAAGCCGAAGGCCUCAAGAUGUACUCGGACGUGUACACGAAGCUCUACGACUCCUACUACCAGCUGAAAGAUGAUAAAAACAAGAACAUGGCGGAAAUCGAGGCCUACAAGACCAAAAUGGGCCGCUUCGACGACACGAUCGCAGACUACAUGGCGGAGAUCAGCGAGGCCAACCAGACCAUCGAGAAACUGCGUCAGGAUAUCGAGGAGGCCCGAGCGUUGGCGGACGCGAUGCAUGUCCGGGAGCUGGCCAGCGUGGAGUCUCUGGAGACCAUAAAGAAAACCGUGGCAAGGCUGGACAAGGAGCUCACCGCGCUCAAGCGACAGGGCGACGAUGAUCCUGGCGCAACAUCGGCCGCUAAAGAAAAAGAGAAGUUUGAGAAAGAAAAACAGCGGCUACAGGGUGAACUAGACGGAGCCAGACAGCGGCUGUCCGGAGCCACCAGCUACAUCGAGGAGUUGGAACAGAAGCUAAACAAGGCUGAUGAUACCAUUAGUAGCUUGGAAGAACAGCUUGAGGAAGCCGGCAACAACGCAGUUCGCCAGAACCGCCUCGUGGACCACAUGAAGGGCGAGGUGGAGGGCCUCAAGAACGUCGUCGAGGACCGUAGGGUCAUGAUUAAGAACCUCAAUGACACGUUGUCCAAAGCGGAGCACACUAUAGAACGCCGCGACCGUCAGCUGAAGGACAUGCAAAAUAAGCUACAAGCCGCCCAAGCUGAGGAGGAGGCGGCUUUAGCCAAGGCUGCGCUAUUCAGGGAGACCCUCGAAAACACCAAUGUAGAGUUCGCAAAGGCGAAGGAAAAUCUCUGCAAUACUUCCAGAGAACUGAAGAACAUGACGAGCGACAACAAUAAGAUGCGGAACGAGGUGUCAAAGCUGACGAAGCAGGCCGUGCAGCAGAUGAAGAAGUACCAGCGGCUCGAGCAAAUAAAAGCUGACACGGAGAGCGAACGAAACGGACUGCGGCAGCAAGUGACCGUGAUGGAGCGAGAAAUCAUGCUGGGGAACAAGAAAGCUGAGGCUGACAAGCGAGAUAUCGAGAACCUCAACCGAGAGAAGGAGAUACUCAACAAGAGUAUGCAGAAGAUUCAGAACGAAGCCCUCGAGAACCUGCACGCUCUAAAUCUGAUGGACAACCGCCGCAAGCAGCUGGAAACGGAGGUUGAUCAGAGCAAUGCGCAAGUGAACCGGCAGCGGCUUGUCAUCCGACAGCUGGAGAAGGACAAGGAUAGAAUGCUGGAGGAGGCGAUAGCAUUAAACGAAAAAAUUGAUGAGAUAUCAGAGGAAGUUCGCCUUCGUACGGCCGAUAUUAUGGAUCUACAGAAAGCGUUACGCGAAGAACAGAUCAGCACGCACAAACUCAGCGUCGCGCUAGACACAACACGGGCCGAGAGGAAUGUCCUGCAUAAAAACUACACCGACGCGCUCGAUGAGGUUCAAGAUCUCAAGCAGAAACUGCGAAUGCUAGCAUAUCAAAUCGAGCAGCUAAAAGAAGACAUCAGCGGCAAGGAGACCGGUCUAAAAUCAUGCGAAGCCGCGCUUGGCAAAUGCAACAAGAAGGUGGAGUCACUCAGGAUGGAAGUGCAGGCGGGCGUGACGAAACUUGCGGACGCCAGGGCGGAUAUUGCGGCGUUGCGGCAGGAGGAAGCACGACUGAAUAGGAUUGUUCAGGAAGGCGACACUGCCCGCGCCAAACUGACCAAGGAGCUAGAGGGCCUGAUGAACGAACGAGACGUGGUCGGUGCCCAACUGGUCCGCCGGAACGACGAGAUCGCCCUGCUGUAUGAGAAGAUACGCAUCCUUGAGGUCACGUUGCACCGAGGAGAACGACAAUACGAGCAGCGAGUUGAGGACAUAAGAUUGCUGCGGCUGGAGAUCAUCCGGCUCAGGAAAGAGAAGAACUUGCUGUCAAAGGGGAUAGAAAACAUGACUGACCUACGACUUGAGGUAUUCAACCUGGAGCGCGAGCUAGGCCGUGAACGUCUACGUGUACGGGCAUUAGAAGAGGCUCUAGAAACGCCACAGAACGUCCACCGCUGGAGAAAACUCCAGGGCACUGAUCCUGAGAGCGUCCGCCUCACGCAGAAGCUACGCGCCACACAGAAGAAAGUCCUGGCGCAGAGCGAAAUGCUGGUACUAAAGGACAGGGAGCUGAAGGAGACUAAGAAUCUGUACACGGCGGUUAAAGACAUGCUUGCGCUGCAACCCAGCCCUGAGAUACAGCAAACCUUGAACGCGACGCAACGCGCCUUGGCGCAGCGGACUUCGAAAAUGAAGUGUUUGAUAGCGGAGCUGAACAUGCGCGAACAGCAAGUGACAGACCAGCGCCUAGAGAUCCAGCGCAUCACAGACGAGCUGUCAUCCUUCAAGCAGAAGUACUACGAGAUGAAGCGCGCGCUGGACGCGGACGAGGCGCGGCGGCUGCGCGUGCCCACCCCGCCCACGCGCGACUCCGCUGUGCUUAGCUAACUGGCGUGUGGGGAAAUUGUUGGUAAAAGACCAAGGGAUAAAUCCCUUAUGUCAGUAAGGGUCAAUUAUCAGAAAGUUCUAGUUUGCCUAAUAAGUUAUCUCGACAUUUUGAUAAAAUUUCGUGUUUUGUGGUAUAGUUAGCUUUUUUAGCUGGCCCGCAACGGCUUAUCCUUUGUCUAUUGUUAACUAAAACCGCGCGUGCCACUACCUGCAAAAAAAGGGUCGUAUAAUUCUAAUUGGCACCCGAGCGCGGGCUAGUCCAACGUUCAAAAAACCAGUGUAGGUGCGCUCUCCGAUAACGCGCCUUUGUUCCGCAUAUCGAGGACACAUUUUAGACUGGUUCGGUAGCGUUCGACUCGCCGGCACUCAGUAACCGUAUAGGGACCACACAAGAAGUCACAAAUUACUUUUCCAUUUGUUCAUUUUGAAUCUUAUUUCAGUUAGCAUAGGAGGUCUAAUUAAAUAACCGCCUAAAAGUUACCAGGCCCUUUUUUUGCAGGUAAGUGGCACGCGCGGUUUUAGUUAACAAUAGACAAAGGAUAAGCCGUUGGGGGCCAGCUACAAACAAAGCUAACAACUAUAGUUAGGAACCUAUACUUGGAGAGCAUGUAAGUAGGUGGUCGCUCCGCUUUGAUUGACCCGUAACAAUACUUGUUAUUCGUUUGUUUUUUUGUAUUUAAUCCUGUGCCAAUUUAAAUUGAAUAAUCAAAGAUGAAAUAAACAUUGAAAUUUCCACUUAAACUUUAUAAAAAUUCCAGAGGAUGAAAGGUGAAUUAGUCACAGCGCAUAACUAGGUCAUUAAUGUAUACUUUUUCCAGGCUCAAUUCUCAGAAUAUGACUUGACCGUCAUUUUAUUUAUUAUUAUUUAUUUACCUUAGUUGUUGUUAAUGUUCAAAUAAUUCAAUUGUGAAAGCGUAAAGAUGUCGCAUUAUGUACUUAUCGCAUAAUGCCCCAAUAACUUGGCCAUGAAAAGUACCCAGUAGUAAGUUUGUAAAAUAUGUACUUUGAAAUGUGUGGUACAGGUUGUUUAAAUGUAAUGAUUAGUACAUGAUGCAUUUGUUAAUUAGUGUCAUAUAGAUUUCGUCACAUUUUUCAGUAAAUCAAAAAAAAAGUUAAUAAGUAAAUUACAAUAAUAAAAUAUAAAUCCGCCAUUUUACUUUCCAUCUGAUGUAAUAUUUGUGAGUUUUUAUUUUUCUCGUACAAUAAAGUGUUUACGUACUUACUUAGAUAAUUUAACAUACAGGGACAGUUUGCAUGACGCGCAAAUGUAAUGAAAACGAAUGUUAAGGUUUAGCUCAUUUACAGCCAUUGUAUUGUUAUUUUAUUGUAAGUGAUAAUAAUCAAGUAUAGUUGAAAUUCUGUAACAUCGCCAUUUUGAAAUUGAAAGGAAUCGGGAUCAAUUUUGAAAAUAAAUAAAACGACAUAUGUAUUAAUCCGAAAACAA